This is a messenger RNA of Corticium candelabrum, 1736 nucleotides long. RefSeq lists its product as uncharacterized. The coding region runs from base 1 to 1575 and encodes 524 amino acids. NCBI's taxonomy places the organism in Eukaryota, Metazoa, Porifera, Homoscleromorpha, Homosclerophorida, Plakinidae. The record is from RefSeq and is a predicted model, not a curated record. The transcript has 5 exons.
AUGGAGAAUGGCAGUAAAAAUGAAAAUUGCGUUGGCUCUCAGAAAGGCUAUGAGAGCAAUGACGCAAAUGCGACGGCAGGGCUACGCAUAUACACUUCUUUUCAAUGCGAGCGCUACGUUCCGGAGGAUAUUGUCUUUCAAAAGACGACGAUGCUGAAAAUCAAGAUGAUACCUACCAUCAUGAACGUGAUGGACGGUCUGAUGGAAGUAUUGCAAUUUCCUCUUGUUCAAGUAACUCAAAAAGAAAUUUCUCGUAACUGUCAUCACGCCCUACUGCUUGGCAACUCUCACAGUGGGAUUUAUGAGGUCCACCCACGUGAUGGCCUUGGAUCACUCAAAGUCUACUGUGACAUGAAAACGGACGGUGGAGGAUGGACUGUAUUUCAAAGAAGAAGAGAUGGAUCGGAAAUUUUUAUAGCACUUGGCUUGAGUAUCAACAAGAUUGAUGUUACUCUCAGAAUUGACAUGAUGGCGCCAGACAACAGCAAAGCGUACGCAAAGUACGACGAUUUUAGUACUGGAAAUGCAAAAUCCAAGUAUGUGAUCUACUUUGGACGAUACAGUGGAACAGCAUGUGAUGCAAUAAAGAUUCACAAAGAAAUGAAAUUUUCUACCCAUGACCAAGACAACGACACGUGCAGCUGGAGAACGUCCGUGCCGAAUGGCGGGGGUGUUUCUGGUAAUGCUACAUGUGGCAACACCAAUUCAUGUUUCUGUUAUAUCCGUCAAUAUGACUUCCUCUUACUAAACAAUGCCGGCUCUAGCUUACACUAUCCACUUCCAGUGACAUUGAAGAGCACAACUGCUAGAUUGUUAAGUGCUCUCUGCUUUCUUUGUUUCGUCGCAUUCGAUACUUGCCUUUCGGUCAACAAGAAUAGAGAACAUCAGCAGAAAGCAAAGCGUACUACUCGGCAAUCUGAUCUGACUACCUUAUGUCCGACGACUGACAACGAAAUUCCACGAAACUGUCAUCAUGCUCUCCAACUUGGCAACUCCCAUAGUGGUGUCUAUGAAAUCGACCCACGUGAUGGCCACGAUUCACUCAAGGUCUACUGUGACAUGAAGACGGACGGUGGAGAAUGGACUGUAAUACAAAGAAGAAAAGACGGAUCAGAAAAUUUUUAUCGCACUUGGACUGAAUAUGAAGAAGGUUUUGGAGAGCUGUACGGCGAGUUCUGGCUUGGACUUGACAAAAUCCAUCGUUUGGCAGUUGACGUUACUCUGCGAAUUGAUAUGAUGGCACCCGAUAGAAGUAAGGCAUAUGCUAGAUACGAAGACUUUACUAUUGGAAACUCGAUUUCCAAGUACGUUAUGUACAUUGGACGAUACCAUGGAACAGCAGGUGACGCGCUAUCGAUUCACAAUGGAAUGAAGUUUACAACCAAAGACCAAGACAAUGACCAGAGCAGCAGGAACUGUGCCCAAUCGUUCUCAGGAGCUUGGUGGUACACAAAGUGUCAUAGCAGCAACUUGAACGGCGUCUACGCAUACGGAAAUUCAAGCAACAAUCUAGUUGUCUGGCGAGGUUUCAAAUACCCGCAGUCUUUGCAAAAAGUAGAAAUGAAACUGAAAUGAACAAGAUCUGAAAAAGAUACAUUCAGUAGACGUUACCUUGCAUGGUUAGAAAAUCUUGACGAAAGAAUGUUGUUCAACUUGGCGCCUAGUGUUUUCAUAUUGCGUUGGUACGAAAAUGCUACCUACUAGAAAUGGUUCACAAAUUGAUGUGUUGGAAAUAA